AUGACGUCAUACCAAUACUCCGGUCUUUCAACUUGUACUUCCAUCAGAGUGCUAGCCGUCUCAGGCACCCAAGACGCGCCGUCAUAUAAGAUAGAGGAAGUGGAUCUCACAGAGAAGCCGCGAUUUGAAGCACUGUCAUACACAUGGAGCGACUACGAUAACGAGGAACUUGAACCCAUUAACAGGAAUACUAACACUUAUGCGACCAUCACUAUAGCCGGUGCUGGGUCUCUUAAAAUCACGCUACACCUCGUGCAUAUCCUGAAUCAUAUUCAUGAAUUACUAGUACAAACCAAAUCGAGCGGAAGAAUAUGGAUCGAUCAGAUCGCUGUGAACCAAUGCGAUCUGAACGAGCGGAGUCACCAGGUUUCUCUUAUGCAACAAGUCUACGGACAGGCGGAGCGUACGCUAAUGUGGAUUGGUAUGUCUGUUAAGCAUACGCCGGUGCUACUUGAUUUGAUACAAAAUCUACGCGAUCUACCGCUUGAUGUUGACUGGGAUCACCCUAUGCUCAAGAUAUUAGAGAGCAGACUGCUUGCUAUCUUUCGUCAAGAAGAUGAGCUACAUUACUCCUACACAAAAGCGCAAUACACCAGUGCUCUUGAUUGGGUCCUCGGUCUUCCGUACUUCAAGCGAGCUUGGAUUGUCCAAGAGAUUGUUUUGUCAACUCAGCCUACGCUGCUUUUCGGAUCGACAUCAUAUGAUCUAUACAUACUCCACCAUAUGAUCUUCCUUAUCAGGUAUUCCGCAGACUCGUGCAUUCGAGACAUCUACUCACUCUUAACACAUCCCAUUGGAGUCGAUCGCUUUUUAAGCAUCGAUACAGCACGUAGGUGGCUACAGGGCGAUCCUAAACAGAAUGCUUUAUACGGCGAUUUCUUAGAUGUACUAUUCUGGCUCUCGUCUUCACGCGAGGCAAGCGACCCAAGGGACUCCAUCUAUGCAUUUUUGGCUUUACAAAAGGAUCACUCUGGCUCACGUGCUGUUGCGGACUACAAUCUAUCUACCUCACAGGCAUAUCGGAAAUUUUGCGUAAAAAUAGCAAGGGAAACCGGCUCCCUCGCGUUUCUAGGGCUUGUACGUGGUAGUGCGGACAACAGGAUACCUUCCUGGGCGAUAGACUGGCGGAUGUGCGUCUCUUCUGCGAAAGACAGAUGGCAAGGUUACAGGAUAGGCGACACGCAACAAUACCCGUACGCCGCCGCCAAAGGACGAUUAUACCAAGCGGCUGGAAUGACACAAGAAGGCGAUAUGCGCUUGGUCGUUCGAGGGCGUCUUAUUGACGAAGUCCAGUUCGUGUCAUGUGUUACGCGUAAAGAGAUUGCAACCAGCGGGUUAGAGAAUGUGCGAUUGUCCGAGGAGAUUUCCAAUAUAAGAACAUCAAUGCCUACAGUGGAUGUCGACACCUCCGCCAACGCACAAAUUGUUAAAGAACGUGUUUUCAUCACACUCUUUGGUCUUGAUCCAGACGAACAGCGUCUUGAAGGGCCACUACAACAUACUACGGAAGAGUUGAUUUCAAUGUACGAACGCUUCAUUGAUACACAUACAGCCGACGACGUUGGUGAAGAAGUCUACAAACAGCGAUUCUCUCAUACGAACCUGAGACUUAUGCACAAGCGACUUCUUCUCGGCCGCAAGCAGCUGUUUGGGCUUGGGCCGGAUGCCAUCCUGCCAGGCGAUUGCAUAUGCAUUCUUCAUGGCUCUACGGUCCCUUUAAUAUUAAGACGAUGCGAAAAUGCAAAAGAGUACACAGUCGUGGGACAGUGUUACUAUGAAAGCUGGAUGUAUGGCGAGAAAGUCGAUUGGGAGGAAGACGAGGCUGAUGAAUUCGUGUUGAUAUGA
Molecule: messenger RNA, 1845 nt
Organism: Alternaria atra
Lineage: Eukaryota; Fungi; Ascomycota; Dothideomycetes; Pleosporales; Pleosporaceae
Exons: 1
Coding region: 1-1845 (614 amino acids)
Source: RefSeq, a predicted model, not a curated record